AUGUUCCUUCUUGUGUGCGCUGCACUAUUCUUGGGGACAAUAGCGAAGGUCGAGGUGAGUGUCCGGACACCAUGGAAAGAUGUUCCUGUAAUUUAUGAAGUCAUUUCAUAUGUACACAAAACGACCCCAACACACUUUAAAGACUUUUUCGACCAGAUCAUCGCCAGUCAAGUGUUUUCGCAGAGUGGUCAGACAGCAUAUGAUACAAUCAUUUCCAUUGCUUCAAAGUACGUUAACAAGAAUAUAUUGGAAAGGUCAUUGGCGCUUCACAGUGAAAUGCUCUUUGUUGUUUCGUCGGAUAACAUGAAUGUGACGCUUGAUGGACUUUUGGUCGGAGACAAACACUUUGCUGCAAAAUCGCCACUAGAGAGUAAACUGCUUUAUUUGAUUAAAAGCGAUGAGUCGUUACCGAACGCUGUGAUUGUUAUUCCAGAUUCCAAAAUCAAAAACACAGUUGAAGAGGCAUAUUCUAAAGUGUCAAAGAAGGAGGUUGGCUCUGUUGCUAUCUACUUGUCGCCUUCUAAAAUUCAUACGAUUGAUAGAAUGAAUACUUCAGAAGUGAUAAAAGAUGGUAUCGUCACACCACUCGACAACAUGAAUUUCACUGGAUUUACUGCGGAGAUGAUGCACAGGUCAUUCAAGAGAGAGUUCGGUAUUGUGCAAGACAAAGAAGACUAUAUCUAUCUAAAGGAGUGGGAUCAAGACAAGUUGAGGGCCGCGGUUGUCAAGUUAUUAAAAAGCAAUACGACACUUGUCGGAGAAAACUUGAGGAAGAUCAUCGCAAAUUUUCCACUUGAAAUUGUCGACUUAUUGAAAACAAAUGCAGAUGGUAUUGCGAAUGACUUUGCGGAGAUGCGGAUGAUGCAGGACCAAAGCCUUUCGAUCAACAACAUCGACUUUGAAUUGAGUACGAAGAGUGUGUAUGACUUACUUGAGCUUCUUCGCACUGAAGAUGCCGCAAUACGGGACCUGGCGCUUUUAAAACUUCCACAAGAAAUGUACACAAAGAGUGUUCAGUAUUACAACAACAAAGGUGUCAUGAGGUUCAAAAUACCAAGCGACAUCAUCACCUUUGUGAAUUCGUUUGAGAAUCGAAUCUACGAGAGAAACCCUAAAAACUUGGAGUCGUUCUUCCAGUAUAAUCCUUACAGAAUUUUCCGAUUCACUGCUAAGGAUUUGUACACGUUUGUAGCGACAUUAGACUUUUCUGGUGAUGAUGGUAUGGAAAAGGCGUUAAAACAGUUGAAUAUUGUGAACACUAUAAUGUUACGAUAUAUGAUACCGUUCCACUUUGGCGUCGUUCCCGUGUCAUUGCCCGAAACUCAAGGCGCGCAAUUACUCUUCACUGCAUUUUAUGAUGUAAAUAGAAAGUGGGGGACUGAUGGGUUGAUGAGAUUUGUUGAAAUACUCGGAGACCAAAACAUUAAGACUGCACAAGAUAUGGAGAAUGUGAUUAAAAACUUCUAUAGAGGAAGAGUUGCGACAUUUACUGAGAAGUUUGAGAACAUUUUGAAAGACGAGAAAGUGGAGAACAAAGUUUCUUAUAUGAAUAAAAACGGGUUUGACAGUAGUGCCUUCUUCAUCAACGGUAUGUUCAUCACACCGAAAAAUAUUUACAUGGAAAUGGGGAAAGUGUAUCAAAAGGAUUUACGACAACUCGAGAAUUUGAUCUCAUCGAAACAACUGGACGAGAAUAGAUCAAUUUAUUUACAACUGUUGUAUCACUUUGAUUGGAUCAAUACAUUUGACAAGAAGCUUCUUGUGUUGGAAGAGAGUAGUCUUGGUGACUCCACGGAAACCACUUUGACGCUGUCACAAGAAGAAUUGAAAAUGAUGAAACAUGUUAUCAGUGUAUGUAAAGCAAAGACUGAAACUGAUCAAAUAAAUUUGAUUAAGAAAUUGAGUGACUUAAAUUUGAACAAUGAAUAUUUGAUUCAAGCAAAUUUGGUUGAUGAAAAGGAUGAACAGAAAUUUAUUGAACUGUUUAAGAACAAACGAUAUGAAGAAGCUGCCCACUUGGUACACAGCAGUGCUUCAAAAGUGCGCAAUGAAAAUUGUGAUUUUGUGUACGAUGGAAUUAAGGUAGUGGGGAAAGAGCAUUUAAACGAACAAAUUAAGAUCAUCCAAAAGUUGUACAAUUCUCUUCAUGAUUACCUUCUUCGAGAAGUCGGCAUAAAGAAAUUGGAGCUAGCCACCACUUUGGUACUGAAAGAUUCUUUGAAGAACAAAAGAACAACUAAUAACAUGUAUUCGAUGGUUGUUACAUCUAAAAUGGCAAGAGAAAGAAAACUGUCUGUCACAUUAUUUAUCGACCCAAUUAUGAGAGAAGCACAAAAGGCUGCAGAGUAUUUGAGCAUCAUAGAAGACCUCUUCCCGAAUCAAGUCUCCAUUGAUAUUAACUUUAUUAAAACACCUGGUCGUGGAGGUGACUUCCCUUCUGAAUUUUACAUUUCAAAAACAUUGACAAAACCGAUCAUUCGCAACGGAGUUCGAGUCGACGAGAAUUUAGAAAUCAAGGGCUUGCCGUCAGGGAGAAACUACCAAUUAAAGAUCGAAACGCCGCAGUGCGUUGACACGAUUUUGGAAUUAGCAACAUGUGACAUCGACAAUAUAAAGUUUUUGAGGAACACAACAGAGCACGUGGAAUAUAAAAUAAGAGGCAUUGUAGCAGAGGGUUUCUUCUCCAAUUCGAUAUACGACGGAAAUGAAAAGAAGUACUUCUAUUUGACAGCCAAAGGAGAUUAUGGCAAUUCGGUACAAGGAGCUGUGAGUAAAGAAGGGUAUUUCCAACUUUUAACACCACCAGGGUCAUACUCUUUACACCUGGAAAACUCCGAUGUUUCAAAGUUUGUUAUCAAACAAAGUAAAUUCGACACAACGUCAUUCUUAUUUGCUCCACUGAGACUUGAAGUUUUCAAAGAACCACUUCUUCCAUCUGAAAGAGUCGCACAACCAACACAGAAUUCUGUCAACUCGAAAUUCUCGUCAUUUUCGUCAUUCUUCGGUGGGAAGAAUGACGAACAAAUUGAGAUUUUCACGAUUGCAGGUGGUGCAGACUAUGAGAGGACCGUCAAGAUUCUGAUGUACUCUGUGAAACAUAAAACAAGUCAUCCACUCAGGUUUUGGCUUGUUGAGGACUUCCUCUCUCCAAGUGGAAGAAAGACGUUGCCCGAAUACGCUGAGAAGAUUGGUGUUAAACUGAAUUACGUCCGUUUCCAUUGGCCAUAUUUCAUGUUCAAACAAGUGAGCAAAACGCGACUAAUUUGGGCGUACAAGAUGUUCUUUAAUGAUUUGAUGUUCCCACAAAAUAUCCACCGAAUAAUUUUCAUGGACUCAGAUCAAGUCACACGUGCAGACGCAUUCGAGUUGUGGAGUUAUGAUAUGAAGAAUUACGCGAUUGCAAUGACGCCGUUCUGUGUUGGAGAGUGGCUCAACAAAGAGACCGAGAGCUAUAGGUUCUGGUACCAAGAGAGUUGGAAGAAUGCAUUGAAUGGAAGACCUUAUCACAUCUCAGCACUUUUUAUUAUUGAUUUUGACAAUUUCAGGAGAGAUGAUGUUGGUACGGUCUACCGAGAGAUCUACAAUAACUUGACUCCAGACCCCAACAACCUUGCCAAUUUAGACCAAGAUUUACCAAACUACGUCCAAGGAAGAGUUCCCAUUCUUUCACUUCCCCAAGAGUGGCUCUGGUGUGAGUCGUGGUGCAAUAAGGGGGUGAAAAGUCGAGCGAAGACCAUUGAUUUGUGUAACAACCCCAUUCACCCAAUGAGUAAAAUCCAAAGUGCGCUGAUGAACAUUGAAGAGUGGAAAGACAUCGACGAGACAAUUUCUGGAAUGAUGAAAAACAGCGAGAAGAAGGAGCUUUAA
Messenger RNA from Entamoeba invadens IP1, 3867 nucleotides. RefSeq names its product UDP-glucose glycoprotein:glucosyltransferase, putative. Gene Ontology annotation, cellular component: endoplasmic reticulum. Lineage: Eukaryota; Evosea; Mastigamoebida; Endamoebidae. Gene Ontology annotation, molecular function: UDP-glucose:glycoprotein glucosyltransferase activity. Bases 1 to 3867 code for a protein of 1288 amino acids. The transcript has a single exon. The record is from RefSeq and is a predicted model, not a curated record.